Messenger RNA from Penicillium vulpinum, 1620 nucleotides. RefSeq names its product Zn(II)2Cys6 transcription factor. Bases 1 to 1620 code for a protein of 539 amino acids. Gene Ontology annotation, biological process: regulation of DNA-templated transcription. Gene Ontology annotation, molecular function: DNA-binding transcription factor activity, RNA polymerase II-specific; zinc ion binding. The record is from RefSeq and is a predicted model, not a curated record. The transcript is spliced from 2 exons. NCBI's taxonomy places the organism in Eukaryota, Fungi, Ascomycota, Eurotiomycetes, Eurotiales, Aspergillaceae.
AUGGUGGGAGUUCCGCACAGUACAGGCUGUGCCCUAUGUCGCGAGCGACGGAUUAAGUGCGAUGAGGUAGUCCCAGAGUGCAGCCAGUGCCAGAAAUAUGGUCGCACCUGUCCGGGCUACAGGAGAAUCUUUCGAUUUCAAGACGAAGGCCCCAAUCUCGCACGGCGACAUCGCUCCAACACGCGACGGAAGGGGGGAGGCACAUUGUCAGACCCACCUGCGUCUGCUACAUCUUCAACGCCUGACCCACUGCCCCCUGCACACGAGGAGUCCGCUGCCGCUGCAGAUGUAGUGCGCGGCAAUGCGAUUGCCCUUAUGCGGCGACACUCCUCCUUAAGUGGCUGGGAUGAAAAAGUAUCGCCGUCGCUGGUGCGCAAGUCCUUCCGUGCCGCGCAGCCACAAUUAUUCCUCGAUUUUAUCGGCACGUCAUUUCCAACUCUCUAUUACCAUAAUCGGUUUCGCUCUGGCGAUGCGCCCGGGUUCGCCGAAUAUAUUGUCAUGAAUUUUGGCAAAGAUGCUUACCUCGACUCCGCAGUUUGCUGCUUAAGCUCUGUCUAUUUAGCACACUUGACUCAAGAUCAAGCUCUUCUCAAAGCAAGUCGACAAAUGUACUCCAAGUCGCUGGGUGCGGUUAUCCGGUCCAUCCCGAAAGCCCACCACGCUAAGUCCAACAAUAUGCUAUGCACGACCCUCAUCCUCAGCGUAUUCGAGAUGUACGCACAGACCACACCCGACGCCUGGGUCAUACACUCUGACGGCGUCAAGCGGCUGAUGAUAAGCCGAGGCCCAGAAGCGCACGAGUCCGGGUUCGGAAGAUACUGCUGGAUUGCAUUCCGUGGCUUCCUCAUUGCUACCGCAGUCUACGAAGGCAAACCCUGCUUUCUAGACCAAGAAGAAUGGCAAUCCUACGCGGGGAAAGUCAGGACCGAAGACUGCCAGAAGCCCGGCGAGUGGUCUGCAUACGCAGAAAUAUCCGACCUAGCUUUCAUGGAACUCGCCAAAUGCCCGCGAUAUAUCAGCGAGACCCGCGAUCUCCUUUCAGCUCCGACCGAGUCAGACUCGAAUUCCCUCACAAAUCUCACCAAACGCAUAGAUAACACUUCCCGUCGGCUGCGCUCGCUCGCCGCGGAGCUCCGGUCCUGUAUCAACGCGCACAGUGAGCGCCAGCAAGGUAUCGUCCAGCGACCCGGAUCCUUCGUGGGCCCCGUACCAGAGAUCUUCCCCGACACUGGUCCGUCGAUACUCCUCAACGGAGCAGAAAAUAUGCUAGAGACGCUACAGCAGCUCUCUGACCGUCUUGAAGACCGAUUGCGCUUUACGCUCGUUGAGGAUCAUUCGCCGGAGUCGUCUGUCAUCACGCCACCCAGCGGUGGUAGUGAAUACUCCACAUCUCCGGUCUCUGCGACGUCGAAGAACUUCACCGUCCCCUUUCGCAUUCAUUCAGAGCUUGGACAGGGUCCGUCUAGGACUUCUGAUCCACAAGACCCACGUGCAGUGAUCUGGUUGGACCGCAUAGCGUCGUCGAUGGGUGUCCUCGGCGCAAAGGUCCUUCCAGGUGAUGAUUCCUCGGGUGUUUCAGUACAUAUGGACCACCUAACCCAAUUAUUGGAGGCGCAAUAG